AUUCUGUGAUGCUAACCAAAGAGUAUUCACCACUAGUAUCAUGUUUCAUAUGCGGCAUGCCAGAAUUUCUCUCUAAGGGCCUGUCCAUUUGAUAUAAGGUUUAUGGUACUCACCCAGUGCACAGUAGAGAUAAUAAAAAACAAACAUUUCUCGAUUUGUACUUGUACAUAUUUAUUUUCACAAUUAAAAAUUUACGAAGUGUUGAAGUCAGAAAUGGAAACAUACUCAAAAAUUUUCCCAGAUGAAACUAAUCAUCACAAAGUAAAGAUGGAAAUGGGAGUAGAUGAUGAAAGCUAUGAAAAAGGAAAUUCAUUUGACUUGGGAUUUCAGUACACGACUGAUGGGGGGCAUAUUGAUGAAAAGACUGAAAUCAUGGAUAUUGCUCAUCAUUACACUGAUGAGAAUGGAAUAAGAUCGUCUAUUAAAUAUGAAAUAGGCGAGUUUGCUUUAAACCAGAAAAACAAUCUCGAAGGGUAUAUAGAGGCUGUCCAUUUGAAUAAAAAAGAACAUAAAUGUCACUUAUGUGAUUAUGCAGCCAACCGGAAAGUUAACCUCAAAAUUCAUAUUGAUUCUAUCCAUUUGAAUAAAAAGGAACAUAAAUGUCACUUAUUAAGGAUUAAUAUUACAAAAUUCGAUAUCCGACUUGAAUACAGGAUAAGUGAAUUAUUAUAUUUCAAAAUGAAAACUAUCAACAGAGCGGAGAUCAAAGCCAAAAAGUCUACAACAAAGAGGAUAUUGCGAACAACUGAAAUGAAGACCCUAGAAACAAUAACAGGAUACAAACUGGCAGACAGAAUGGUAAAGGUCACCAGGGACUAA
Molecule: messenger RNA, 819 nt
Organism: Harmonia axyridis
Lineage: Eukaryota; Metazoa; Arthropoda; Insecta; Coleoptera; Coccinellidae
Exons: 3
Coding region: 103-819 (238 amino acids)
Source: RefSeq, a predicted model, not a curated record